AUGGCCACUUGGACAGAGAAAAGCCUAGGCUUCUUCACUCGAUCGCAAGAACUGCACCUCUCUCAGAGACUUGAUGAGCAAAAGAAGCAGGCUGGUAUGAUUUCCAAUAUGUACAAGGCUCGUAAGAGUGGACACUGCAAAAUGCAACUGCGGAAGAUAAGCUUUAAGCUCAAAGGGUGCCCGAUGAGCCCACUCUUCUUGUAA
Plasmopara halstedii is the source of this 204-nucleotide messenger RNA. RefSeq lists its product as uncharacterized. The record is from RefSeq and is a predicted model, not a curated record. Bases 1 to 204 code for a protein of 67 amino acids. Lineage: Eukaryota; Oomycota; Peronosporomycetes; Peronosporales; Peronosporaceae. The transcript has 2 exons.